AUGAGGAGGGUAGCGCACCUCAGUUUUACAAACGGGGACGAGGAGAGGGAAGAAGGUCCUCCUUCCGCUCAUUUAGAUCCUGUCUCGCCUUCUCUCAAUGGCGACGGGGUCGGCGGCGCGCCGUCGCCCGCGUCGACGAGACGCGGCCCAUCGAGUCUCGAUUCUGUGACUUCUGUUUCAUAUGGUCCAGCGCCUCCUGCUUUUCCCGUCCCCGAUCCUCUUCUUUUCUCUUCUUUUGCAGGCCGGAACAAGUCGCGGGUUUUGGUCGACGCGGACGCCGUCGCUGCGACGGGGGACGCCGGAGGGGGGGGCAGCCCGUCUUCUCCGUCCGGGGGGAGCGGGUCUGGCGUGGCGGCCUCUUCCGCGUCUUUUCGAGCGCCGGUCUUCAAUCGGCCUCUUCGCUUGGCCUCAAAGUCCUCGUCUGCUUCCUCGUCCGCCUCCGCCAAGCCAUCGCUGUCUCUCUCUCCGCUGCUGCAAAGAGGCGGGACGCGGCAGGCCCCGUUCGAUGCACACGGGGUCGGUAGCGACGGCCUUUCCUCUGUUUCUACUGCGCCUGGCAGCAGCACGCCCUCUGCAGUUUCGUCUGUCUCGUCCUCCUCCCGGCUCACCAAUGCAGAGGCGCGGUCUUCCUCGCCGUCUUCCGCGCCGGCGCGCGCGCGACGCAUGCGUUCCGGCUGGGACCUUGAAGAGGGCGCGGAGGCGACGGAAGACGAGAAGAAGUGGGAGAAGGAGGCCGAAAUCGAUGAAGAGACAGAAAAGAUGCUUGCGCGCGUCUGGUACGACCGCGACGAGGGCUCCGGUCUCUCGCUGGGGGAGUACAUGGAUCGCGACGAAGACCAGCGAGACCGACUGAGAGAGAGAGAGGAGAAGCUCAAGAAACUCCAGGUUCAGUCGCGGAAGCAGUGGCGCGAACAACAGCGUCACGCGGAUAACGACGCGUGGGAGCGAGAUCGAAUGAAUCGCAGUGGAGUCGGCGAAAGACGAGAAGUAGACUUCACGGCCCUUAUUGCGGAAGAGGAAGACGACCAGAAGGAGCACGUCAUCUGCAGAAAUAUCCGUCCUCCUUUCCUGGAUGGAUUCGACGUAAAAAGCGAACUCCCUAUGAUGGUGCAGGACGUCACCAGCGACAUGAACGUCAUGGCAAGGAAAGGCAGCGCGAUGCUGCGCUUCGUAAAGGACCAGGAAGACCGCUCGGCAGUGCGGCAGCGCUUCUGGGAGUUGGCAGGCUCGACUCUCGGCACGCUGCUGCAGUCCAGCGACGAACAGGAAAAGGCGCAGCUGGAGAAGCUCAAGGCGCAGAGCGCCUGGAAGGCCGCGGGCGAAGACGAGGCGGAGGAAGACCGGCAGAGCUUCCGCCAGCAGAAUCAGUACGCCGCGGCGCUAAAGUCGUCGGGCGCGGAGGCCACCAGCGAGUUCGCCCGCACACAGACCCUCGAAGAACAACGCAAGUCUCUGCCCGUCUACGCCGUCCGCGACGAGUUCCUAGAAAUCGUCCGCGAACACCAGAUCGUCGUAGUCGUCGGCGAGACGGGUAGCGGAAAGACAACGCAACUGACGCAGUACUUGUUUGAGGCGGGGUACUGCUCCCCGCCGUCUCUGGAGCCGAAGCCCAGACCCACAGAGAGUCUGCUCAGGCUGACGCGCUCGACGCCUUUCGCACAGCCCAUGAAGAGGCGGCGAACCGCGCGGGGGGAGGCGGGUGCCGAGGAAGAGGAGAGCGACGCGACCGGAAACCCUCUCGCGGCGGGCGACGCGCCCGCAGCGACUGCUGGCGUCGCGCAGGCCAUCACGCUCAUCGGCUGCACGCAGCCGCGCAGGGUGGCGGCGGUGUCGGUCGCGAAGCGCGUCGCGGACGAAGUGGGUACGGAGCUGGGGGACGAAGUCGGCUACGCCAUCCGCUUCGAAGACUGCACCAGCGCCCGCACGCGCAUCAAAUACAUGACCGACGGUGUGCUGCUCAGAGAGUCUCUGAGCGACGCUGACCUUGACAAAUACGCGGCCGUAAUCAUGGACGAGGCGCACGAGAGGUCGCUGAACACAGACGUGCUGUUUGGCAUUCUCAAGGGUGUGGUGUCGCGGCGGCGGGACUUCCGGCUGAUUGUUACCUCCGCGACGAUGGAUUCAGAUCGCUUCUCCGCGUUCUUCGGCGGGGCGGUUGUGUUCCACAUCCCCGGCCGCACCUUCCCCGUGGACGUCGAGUUCGCGCGCUCGCUGCCUGACGACUACGUGGACGCGGCUGUGCAAAAGUGCCUUGCAGUCCACUGCAGCACGCCGUGGAAGAAGAAGUCGGGCUCAGCCGGCAAGGCCUCUGCGGAGAGCGAGGGGGGGCCGGGUGGAGCCGGCGCGGGCGCCAAAGCGGACGGCGGAGACGGCGCGGGCGCCAAAGCGGGCGCGAAGGGCGUCGGAGGCGGGGCGUCGCAGGACGAUGACAGCGAGGAGAACGGGGGAGACAUUUUGAUUUUUAUGACAGGGCAGGACGACAUCGAGGUCACGUGUUUGCUGCUCGCGGAGCGCCUGGGUCAGCUGGGCGACAAGGCGCCGCCGCUGACGAUUUUGCCUAUUUACUCGCAGCUGCCUGCGGACCUGCAGGCGCGCAUUUUUCAGCAGUCGCCGUUUCGGAAGGUGAUUGUGGCGACCAACAUCGCGGAGACCUCGCUGACGGUCGACGGCAUCAAGUACGUGAUCGACCCAGGUUUCUGCAAGAUGAAGGUCUACAACCCCAAGAUCGGUAUGGACUCGCUGCAGCUGACGCCGAUUUCGCAGGCGAACGCGAAUCAGCGCAAAGGGCGCGCAGGGCGGACGGGUCCGGGGGUCUGCUACCGCCUGUACACGGAGCGCGUCUUCAUCAAGGAGCUGCUCACCACCACCGUCCCAGAGAUCCAGAGAACGAACCUGGCGAACGUCGUGCUGCUGCUGAAGAGCAUCGGAAUCCGCGACAUCCUCGCCUUCGACUUGAUGGAUCCGCCGCCCGAGGAGACGAUCGUGAACGCGCUCUACCAACUCUGGGUCUUGGGCGCGCUGGACAACUUCGGCGAACUCACCGCGCUCGGCAAAAAAAUGGUUCUCUUCCCGCUCGAUCCGCCGCUCUCCAAAAUGGUGCUGGUCGCGCAGACUCAGCGGGCGACGCGCGAAGUCGUGACAAUCGUCUCCAUGCUCUCGAUCCCCGCGAUCUUCUACACCCCCAAGGAGAAACAGGACGAAGCCGAAGCCGUCAAAGAAAAGUUCUUCGUCCCUGAAAGCGACCACCUCACGCUCCUCAACGUCUACCAACAGUGGAAACGCAGUCAAUACAGCAGCCCGUGGUGCACCAGCCACUUCGUCCAACCUAGGGCGAUGAAGAAGGCUCGCGAAGUGCGCGCGCAGCUGCUGGACAUCAUGGAGCAGCAGGGCAUUCCCGACGUCUCGUGCGGCACUGACUGGGAUGUCAUUCGCAAGUCGAUCUGCGCCGGAUACUUCCACCACGCCGCGAAGCUCCGCGGCAUCGGCGAGUACGUGAACCUGCGCUCUUCUAUUCCCUGCCAUUUGCAUCCGACGUCUUCGCUCUACGGCGCGGGGCACACGCCAGACUACGUCGUGUACCACGAAGUCAUUCUGACCACCAAAGAGUACAUGCGAAACGUCACUGCAGUCGAGGCCGCGUGGCUCGCCGAACUGGGUCCGAUGUACUUCGCGCUGCGCCGCCUGGGCGAGGGCGGGCGCCAGGCGAGGGAACGCGACGAGGACGAAAAUAGAAAGGCGGAAUCUCUGUUUCAAGAACAGCUCCGCGCCGCGGCGGAAAAGAAGAAGGCGCAGGCGGAAGCGGCGCAGGCGGCGGCGCGCGAGGCUCAGCAGUUCGCCAUGGCGACGGCGGGUCGUCGAAAGAGGCCGAUGGGCGCCCGCACACCUGGCUUCAUCAAAGUUUCUUCUGAGGAUUUCUAA
Messenger RNA from Besnoitia besnoiti, 3918 nucleotides. Its product is annotated as helicase associated domain (ha2) protein. Bases 1 to 3918 code for a protein of 1305 amino acids. The transcript has 8 exons. Gene Ontology annotation, molecular function: RNA binding. The record is from RefSeq and is a predicted model, not a curated record. Gene Ontology annotation, biological process: mRNA splicing, via spliceosome. Gene Ontology annotation, cellular component: intracellular anatomical structure; spliceosomal complex. NCBI's taxonomy places the organism in Eukaryota, Apicomplexa, Conoidasida, Eucoccidiorida, Sarcocystidae.